This is a messenger RNA of Tympanuchus pallidicinctus (lesser prairie-chicken), 12231 nucleotides long. RefSeq names its product mucin-5AC-like. The coding region runs from base 1 to 11757 and encodes 3918 amino acids. The record is from RefSeq and is a predicted model, not a curated record. Gene Ontology annotation, cellular component: extracellular matrix. Lineage: Eukaryota; Metazoa; Chordata; Aves; Galliformes; Phasianidae. The transcript is spliced from 42 exons. Gene Ontology annotation, molecular function: protein binding.
AUGGAGUUUGGUAGGAGGAUAUGGUUACGAGAAUGGGCUUUCCUUUUAGCACUUUGCUGCACCCAUCAGAUAGUUUCAUCGGAAGUGAAAAUCAUCCAGCAAACAUCAACAAAUCCAGUAAUAACACCUUCCAACCCUGCUCACAAUGGCCGUGUAUGCAGCACAUGGGGCAACUUCCACUUCAAGACUUUUGAUGGAGACAUCUACCAGUACCCUGGGCUCUGUAAUUACGUUUUCGCAUCCCAUUGCAACACUCCCUAUGAAGAAUUCAACAUCCAGAUUAGGCGUACCCUGGUGGAAAGUGUUCCUAUAAUCCACCGCAUUGCCAUAAAACUUGAAGGUGUAGCUAUUGAGCUAACAAAGGAUACUGUCCUUAUCAACAGCAACAAAGUUCAACUGCCAUACAGUCAAGCGGGAAUUACUAUAGAGAGAAGCAGCAUUUAUGUGAAAGUUGUCAGCAAAGCGGAUAUUGUAUUUAUGUGGAAUCAGCGUGACAGUAUCUUGUUAGAACUGCAUGAGAAAUAUGCCAAUCAGACCUGUGGUCUCUGUGGGGACUUCAAUGGCAUUCCAGUUUACAAUGAGUUCUAUUCAAACAAUAUCAGAAUGACAGCCUUACAGUUUGGGAAUAUGCAGAAGUUGGAUGGGCCGACAGAGUACUGUGAAGACCCAACUCCUUCCCCACCAGAUAAUUGCACAUAUGACUUUGAUGACAUAUGUCAGAAAACAUUGACCAGUUUUGCAUUUGCAGACUGUAAUGGCCUAGUUAAUGUUAGUGAGUACAUUAUGGCUUGCCGAGAAGACUUGUGCCGCUCUGAAGAGUUAAAAAAUGCCUCAUGUAUCUGUGAUACUAUUGCUGAGUACUCCCGGCAGUGCGCUCAUGCUGGUGGGGAACCUUUGAACUGGAGAACCUCAAAACUGUGCCCCAAGACAUGUCCUUACAACAUGCAGUAUUCGGAGUGCAGCUCUCCCUGCACUGACACAUGCACUAAUCCUGAACGAUCUCAGUUUUGUGAAGAGCACUGUAUGGAUGGUUGUUUCUGCCCCCAAGGAACCGUUUUUGAUGACAUAAACAAUUCUGGCUGCAUCUCCCGUCAGCAAUGCUCCUGUAUUCACAAUGGCAACACUUAUGCUCCAGGAACUUCUUUCUCAGAGCAGUGCUAUUCCUGUACAUGCAAUGGAAGCAAAUGGAAUUGUGAAGAUAUGUCAUGUCCAGGAAUAUGUUCCGUAGAGGGAGGCUCGCACAUUUCGACAUAUGAUAAAAAGCAUUAUGAUGUCUAUGGAGACUGCACUUACGUCCUUUCUAAGCUCUGUGAAGAUGAAAUAUUCACCAUCCUGGUAGAACUACGCAAAUGUGGCAUGACAAGCACUGAAACAUGCUUACGGGCAGUGACCCUCAGCUUGAAUAAAGGACAAACGCUCGUUGAGGUCAAAAGUGAUGGUGGUGUGUUUGUGAACUCAAUCUACACCCAGCUGCCAAUCUCAGCAGCCAAUGUCACCAUCUUUAGACCUUCAUCAUUCUUCAUCAUCGUGCACACAAAUAUUGGUAUCCAGGUUGAAAUCCAGAUCAUACCCAUCAUGCAAAUGUUUGUGCGAUUGGACCCUGUGUUCAAAGACCAAACCUGUGGUCUUUGUGGAAAUUUCAAUAAUGUCCAAACUGAUGACUUUAAGGCCAUAAGUGGAGUAAUUGAAGGAACAGCAGCAGCAUUUGCUAAUACAUGGAAAACUCAGGCUUCUUGCCCUGAUAUCCAGCACAGUUUUGAGAACCCCUGUGCACUCAGCAUCGAUAAUGAAAAAUAUGCUAAGCAUUGGUGUGGGCUACUAACUGACAGAGAAGGACCUUUUGCUGAUUGUCAUUAUCUACUGAAUCCCUCUACUUACUACAUGAACUGCAUGUUUGACACGUGCAACUGUCAAAACAGUGAGGGCUGUCUGUGUGCAUCCCUUUCUUCCUAUGUGAGAGCUUGUGCUGCAAGAGGAAUCCAAAUAAAUGGGUGGAGGACUAAUGUCUGUUCAAAGUACACCACCUCAUGUCCCAAAUCCCUAAGUUACAGCUAUAACAUCGAUUCAUGCCAACCCACGUGUCGCUCUCUAAGUGAGCCUGAUAUCAUAUGCAAAAUUAAGUUUGUCCCAGUUGAUGGCUGCACCUGCAUAAAUGGAACCUACAUGGACGAAAGUGGCAAAUGUGUGCCUGCUGAUGAAUGCCCCUGUUACUACCGAGGAUCUCCCAUACCACUUGGAGAAGUUGUCCGUGAAAAUGGGCUUGUAUGCACUUGCAUCCAGGGAAAACUGAAUUGCAUUGGAGAACCCGAUCAAAUUCCAGUUUGUGAAUCUCCCAUGUUCUACUUAGACUGUAGAAACAACACAGCAGGAACAACUGGAUCAGAGUGUCAAAAAAGCUGUCAUACUCUGGAUAUGCAGUGUUAUAGCACACAGUGUGUAUCUGGCUGUGUGUGCCCAUCUGGACUUGUGUUAGAUGGGAAGGGUGGUUGUAUUCCUGAAGAGGAAUGUCCAUGUAUUCACAAUGGAGCCAUGUAUCAACCCGGGGAAAAGAUCAAUGCUGACUGUAAUACCUGUGUGUGCAAGAAUAGGAUGUGGGAAUGCACCAAAAAACAAUGCCUGGGCACGUGUGCUGUUUACGGAGAUGGACAUUAUACCACCUUUGAUGACCAGACAUUCAGCUUCAGUGGAAACUGCAAAUACACGUUAGUCCGGAACCACUGCGGGAAGAGUGACAUAGUGAAUGGGACCUUCCAGGUUAUCACUGAAAAUAUUCCCUGCGGCAGCACUGGGACAACUUGCUCAAAAUCUAUCAAAGUUUUCUUAGAGCACUAUGAACUGAUACUCAGUGAGGAGCGUGUCAGUGUGAUACAGAGAGGACAAGGUGGUGAAGUACCAUUCACAGUCCGUUACAUAGGUAUGUACACAGUGAUUGAUACCACCAUCGGACUGAUCCUCAUGUGGGACAAGAAAACCAGCAUCUUCAUCAAGCUGAGCGCUGAAUUUAAGGGUCAGAUCUGUGGCCUCUGUGGAAAUUAUGAUGGCAAUGGCAUCAAUGACUUCACUACAAGGAGUCUGUCUGUAGUGGAGAAUGUCCUAGAGUUCGGAAACAGCUGGAAAGUAUCCUCCACAUGUCCUGAUGCUCACUUCUUAAAGGACCCAUGCUCUACCAACCCUUAUCGAAAGUCCUGGUCAGAGAAGCAGUGUAGCAUCAUCAACAGCAAUGUCUUUGCUGCCUGUCACUCACAGAUUGAACCAGCAAGAUAUUAUCAAGCCUGUGUGACAGAUGCUUGUGCCUGUGACUCUGGAGGAGACUGUGAUUGUUUUUGUACAGCAGUAGCUGCCUAUGCUCAAGCAUGUAAUGAAGUUGGUGUCUGUAUAGCCUGGAGAACCCCAUCAAUUUGUCCACUGUUCUGUGAUUACUAUAAUCAACAAGGAGAAUGUGAAUGGCACUAUAAGCCUUGUGGAGCCUCCUGUAUGAAGACCUGUAAGAACCCAAGUGGAAAAUGCCUCCAUAACUUGCCAGGUUUAGAAGGCUGCUACCCCAACUGCCCACCAGACAAGCCAUAUUUUCAUGAGGAUCAGAUGAAGUGUGUCAGUCUCUGUGACUGUUAUGAUAAUGAAGAUGGAAAGAUAUAUAUGCGGGAUAAAUGUCAAUUAUGCGAGUGCACAUCAGAAGGUUUACAGUGCAAGUUUGAUGAUAAAGCAUGCAACUGCAUAUAUGAAAACAACAUCUAUAAAUAUAAUGAACUCAUCUACAACACCACAGAUGGAAGUGGAUGGUGUUUCCAUGCAACAUGUGAUGUCAAUGGAACAAUAAGCAGAAAUAUAUUUGAAUGUGGAAUCACAACCACCCCAAGUACCUCAUUUACAUUUUCUACCAGUCAACCUACAACAGGAACAAGACCACAACAAAAAGAAACGACAAUAUCAAAACAUACCAGUAGUGCAGAUACCACUAAGACAUCAGUGCACCAAACAGAAAGUACGACCACCAUUGCAUCAACAACUUCAUCAACAACACCUACCAGCAGUGCCAGCACCACCAAGACGUCACCACCUCCAACAGAAAGCACGACCACCAUUACAUCCACAGGUGCAGGAAGCUCCAUACCUACCAGCAGUGCCAGCACCACCAAGACCACUCCUCUUACGACUGGGAGCACAGUCACCAUCCCCACCUCACCCACCACUACUGCCACCACCUCUCCCAACACAACCAGCUGCCAGCCACGCUGUGCCUGGACGCAGUGGUUUGAUGUGGAUUUCCCAAGCUCUGGUAGCCAGGAUGGAGACUUUGAGACCUAUGCAAAUAUCCGUGCCGCUGGUUAUGACCUGUGCUCCCAGCCACAGGACAUCAGGUGCCGUGCUGAAAACUACCCUGACAGGAGCCUGGAGAGCUUGGACCAGAAACUGAAGUGCAGCCUCGAAGUUGGGCUUGAAUGUAGAAACCAGGAUCAGAAGAGCAAGUACCCCAUGUGCUUCAACUACCAGGUCAGUGUGCUGUGCUGUGACCGAAAACAGUGCUCGACAACAUCACCGACUCCAGGCACUACGCCAAGCACCUCAACUGGAACCACUUCAGUAACGCCACCCACUGAGGUCUACCAGACUACAACAACACCCACUACUGCCUCUACUAUCCCCACGUCUUCUGAGACCACCACCACAAGCACCACCGGAGUCACCAAGACCACCAGCACUCCGUCAGCAGGCCCAACUACAGUCACAGCUGGAAGUACAACCAAGACUGUUCCACUUACAACAGAAGGUACGACCACCGUUUCUUCCACAAGUGCAGGGACCCCUGUACCUACCUCCAGUGCCAGCACCACCAAGACCUCACCUCCUCCAACAGAAAGCACAACCACCAUUACAUCCACAAGUGCAGGAAGCACCACACCUACCAGCAGUGCCAGCACCACCAAGACCACUCCUCUUACGACUGGGAGCACAGUCACCAUCCCCACCUCACCCACCACUACUGCCACCACCUCUCCCAACACAACCAGCUGCCAGCCACGCUGUGCCUGGACGCAGUGGUUUGAUGUGGAUUUCCCAAGCUCUGGUAGCCAGGAUGGAGACUUUGAGACCUAUGCAAAUAUCCGUGCCGCUGGUUAUGACCUGUGCUCCCAGCCACAGGACAUCAGGUGCCGUGCUGAAAACUACCCUGACAGGAGCCUGGAGAGCUUGGACCAGAAACUGAAGUGCAGCCUCGAAGUUGGGCUUGAGUGUAGAAACCAGGAUCAGAAGAGCAAGUACCCCAUGUGCUUCAACUACCAGGUCAGUGUGCUGUGCUGUGACCGAAAACAGUGCUCGACAACAUCACCGACUCCAGGCACUACGCCAAGCACCUCAACUGGAACCACUUCAGUAACGCUACUCACUGAGGUCUACCAGACUACAACAACACCCACUACUGCCUCUACUAUCCCCACAUCUUCUGAGACCACCACCACAAGCACCACCGGAGUCACCAAGACCACCAGCACUCCGUCAGCAGGCCCAACUACAGUCACAGCUGGAAGUACAACCAAGACUGUUCCACUUACAACAGAAGGUACGACCACCGUUUCUUCCACAAGUGCAGGGACCCCUGUACCUACCUCCAGUGCCAGCACCACUGAGACCUCACCUCCUCCAACAGAAAGCACGACCACCGUUACAUCCACAAGUGCAGGAAGCACCACACCUACCAGCAGUGCCAGCACCACCAAGACCACUCCUCUUACAACUGGGAGCACAGUCACCAUCCCCACCUCACCCACCACUACUGCCACCACCUCUCCCAACACAACCAGCUGCCAGCCACGCUGUGCCUGGACGCAGUGGUUUGAUGUGGAUUUCCCAAGCUCUGGUAGCCAGGAUGGAGACUUUGAGACCUAUGCAAAUAUCCGUGCCGCUGGUUAUGACCUGUGCUCCCAGCCACAGGACAUCAGGUGCCGUGCUGAAAACUACCCUGACAGGAGCCUGGAGAGCUUGGACCAGAAACUGAAGUGCAGCCUCGAAGUUGGGCUUGAGUGCAGAAACCAGGAUCAGAAGAGCAAGUACCCCAUGUGCUUCAACUACCAGGUCAGUGUGCUGUGCUGUGACCGAAAACAGUGCUCGACAACAUCACCGACUCCAGGCACUACGCCAAGCACCUCAACUGGAACCACUUCAGUAACGCUACUCACUGAGGUCUACCAGACUACAACAACACCCACUACUGCCUCUACUAUCCCCACGUCUUCUGAGACCACCACCACAAGCACCACCGGAGUCACCAAGACCACCAGCACUCCGUCAGCAGGCCCAACUACAGUCACAGCUGGAAGUACAACCAAGACUGUUCCGCUUACAACAGAAGGUACGACCACCGUUUCUUCCACAAGUGCAGGGACCACUGUACCUACCUCCAGUGCCAGCACCACCAAGACCUCACCUCCUCCAACAGAAAGCACAACCACCAUUACAUCCACUAGUGCAGGAAGCACCACACCUACCAGCAGUGCCAGCACCACCAAGACGUCACCACCUCCAACAGAAAACACGACCACCAUUACAUCCACAGGUGCGGGAAGCACCACCAUACCUACCAGCAGUGCCAGCAUCACCAAGACAUCACCUCCUCCAAUAAAAGCUAGGACCACCAUUUCUUCCACAAGUGCAGGGACCACCGUACCUACCUCCAGUGCCAGCACCACCAAGACCACUCCUCCUGUACCAGGGAGCACGACCACCAUUCUCACCACCACAACCUCAGUGCCCAGCUCCCCCACCAGUACUAUCACACCCAUGUCGUCAACUAGCGCCAUUCCAGCAACUUCGUCCUCUGGUCAAACCCAGCCUACAGCAAAACCCACUUCUGUCUCUAAGCCAAGCACCUCAACUGGAACCACAUCAGUAACGCCCCCCACUGGACGCUUCCAGACUACAACAACACCCACUACUGCCUCUACUAUCCCCACAUCUUCUGAGACCACCACCACAAGCACCACCGGAGUGACCAAGACCACCAGCACUCCCACCACUGAGACCUCACCUCCUCCAACAGAAAGCACAACCACCGUUACAUCCACUAGUGCAGGAAGCACCACACCUACCAGCAGUGCCAGCACCACCAAGACGUCACCACCUCCAACAGAAAGCACGACCACCGUUACAUCCACAAGUGCAGGAAGCACCACACCUACCAGCAGUGCCAGCACCACCAAGACCACUCCUCUUACAACUAGGAGCACAGUCACCAUCCCCACCUCACCCACCACUACUGCCACCACCUCUCCCAACACAACCAGCUGCCAGCCACGCUGUGCCUGGACGCAGUGGUUUGAUGUGGAUUUCCCAAGCUCUGGUAGCCAGGAUGGAGACUUUGAGACCUAUGCAAAUAUCCGUGCCGCUGGUUAUGACCUGUGCUCCCAGCCACAGGACAUCAGGUGCCGUGCUGAAAACUACCCUGACAGGAGCCUGGAGAGCUUGGACCAGAAACUGAAGUGCAGCCUCGAAGUUGGGCUUGAGUGCAGAAACCAGGAUCAGAAGAGCAAGUACCCCAUGUGCUUCAACUACCAGGUCAGUGUGCUGUGCUGUGACCGAAAACAGUGCUCGACAACAUCACCGACUCCAGGCACUACGCCAAACACCUCAACUGGAACCACUUCAGUAACGCUACUCACUGAGGUCUACCAGACUACAACAACACCCACUACUGCCUCUACUAUCCCCACAUCUUCUGAGACCACCACCACAAGCACCACCGGAGUCACCAAGACCACCAGCACUCCGUCAGAAGGCCCAACUACAGUCACAGCUGGAAGUACAACCAAGACUGUUCCGCUUACAACAGAAGGUACGACCACCGUUUCUUCCACAAGUGCAGGGACCCCUGUACCUACCUCCAGUGCCAGCACCACCAAGACCUCACCUCCUCCAACAGAAAGCACAACCACCGUUACAUCCACAAGUGCAGGAAGCACCACACCAACCAGCAGUGCCAGCACCACCAAGACGUCACCACCUCCAACAGAAAGCACGACCACCGUUACAUCCACAAGUGCAGGAAGCACCACCAUACCUACCAGCAAUGCCAGCACCACCAAGACAUCACCUCCUCCAACAGAAAGCACAACCACCAUUACAUCCACUAGUGCAGGAAGCACCACCAUACCUACCAGCAGUGCCAGCACCACCAAGACAUCACCUCCUCCAAUAAAAGCUAGGACCACCAUUUCUUCCACAAGUGCAGGGACCACCGUACCUACCUCCAGUGCCAGCACCACCAAGACCACUCCUCCUGUACCAGGGAGCACGACCACCAUUCUCACCACCACAACCUCAGUGCCCAGCUCCCCCACCAGUACUAUCACACCCAUGUCGUCAACUAGCGCCAUUCCAGCAACUUCGUCCUCUGGUCAAACCCAGCCUACAGCAAAACCCACUUCUGUCUCUAAGCCAAGCACCUCAACUGGAACCACUUCAGUAACGCCCCCCACUGGACGCUUCCAGACUACAACAACACCCACUACUGCCUCUACUAUCUCCACGUCUUCUGAGACCACCACCACAAGCACCACGGGUGUGACCAAGACCACCAGCACUCCGUCAGCAGGCCCAACUACAGUCACAGCUGGAAGUACAACCAAGACUGUUCCGCUUACAACAGAAGGUACGACCACCGUUUCUUCCACAAGUGCAGGGACCACUGUACCUACCUCCAGUGCCAGCACCACCAAGACCUCACCUCCUCCAACAGAAAGCACAACCACCAUUACAUCCACAAGUGCAGGAAGCACCACCGUACCUACCAGCAAUGCCAGCACCACCAAGACAUCACCUCCUCCAAUAAAAGCUAGGACCACCAUUUCUUCCACAAGUGCAGGGACCACCGUACCUACCUCCAGUGCCAGCACCACCAAGACCACUCCUCCCGUACCAGGGAGCACGACCACCAUUCUCACCACCACAACCUCAGUGCCCAGCUCCCCCACCAGUACUAUCACACCCAUGUCGUCAACUAGCGCCAUUCCAGCAACUUCGUCCUCUGGUCAAACCCAGCCUACAGCAAAACCCACUACUGUCUCUAAGCCAAGCAUCUCAACUGGAACCACUUCAGUAACGCCACCCACUGAGGUCUACCAGACUACAACAACACCCACUACUGCCUCUACUAUCCCCACGUCUUCUGAGACCACCACCACAAGCACCACCGGAGUCACCAAGACCACCAGCACUCCGUCAGCAGGCCCAACUACAGUCACAGCUGGAAGUACAACCAAGACUGUUCCGCUUACAACAGAAGGUACGACCACCGUUUCUUCCACAAGUGCAGGGACCACUGUACCUACCUCCAGUGCCAGCACCACCAAGACCUCACCUCCUCCAAUAGAAAGCACAACCACCGUUACAUCCACAAGUGCAGGAAGCACCACCAUACCUACCAGCAGUGCCAGCACCACCAAGACGUCACCACCUCCAACAGAAAGCACGACCACCAUUACAUCCACAGGUGCAGGAAGCACCACCAUACCUACCAGCAAUGCCAGCACCACCAAGACAUCACCUCCUCCAAUAAAAGCUAGGACCACCAUUUCUUCCACAAGUGCAGGGACCACCGUACCUACCUCCAGUGCCAGCACCACCAAGACCUCACCUCCUCCAACAGAAAGCACAACCACCAUUACAUCCACAAGUGCAGGAAGCACCACCAUACCUACCAGCAGUGCCAGCACCACCAGGACCUCACCUCCUCCAAUAAAAGCUAGGACCACCAUUUCUUCCACAAGUGCAGGGACCACCGUACCUACCUCCAGUGCCAGCACCACCAAGACCACUCCUCCUGUACCAGGGAGCACGACCACCAUUCUCACCACCACAACCUCAGUGCCCAGCUCCCCCACCAGUACUAUCACACCCAUGUCGUCAACUAGCGCCAUUCCAGCAACUUCGUCCUCUGGUCAAACCCAGCCUACAGCAAAACCCACUUCUGUCUCUAAGCCAAGCAUCUCAACUGGAACCACUUCAGUAACGCCACCCACUGGACGCUUCCAGACUACAACAACACCCACUACUGCCUCUACUAUCCCCACAUCUUCUGAGACCACCACCACAAGCACCACCGGAGUCACCAAGACCACCAGCACUCCGUCAGCAGGCCCAACUACAGUCACGGCUGGAAGUACAACCAAGACUGUUCCGCUUACAACAGAAGGUACAACCACCAUUUCUUCCACAAGUGCAGGGACCCCUGUACCUACCUCCAGUGCCAGCACCACCAAGACCUCACCUCCUCCAACAAAAAGCACAACCACCGUUACAUCCACAAGUGCAGGAAGCACCACCGUACCUACCAGCAGUGCCAGCACCACCAGGACCUCACCUCCUGUAGCAGGAAGCACAACCACCAUCGUCACCACCACAACCUCAGUGCCCAGCUCCCCCACCAGUACUAUCACCUCCUUGUCCUCCACUCUAGUAACACAGACUACAGCUCAGUCCCCUACUUCAAGCCGUUCUGCUGGUACUUCACAGCCAAGACACACUACUAGCACUUCUGCAGUCUCCAGUUCUUCCUACACCACACCUUCCACAACAGAAGCAAGUGGAACAACUCCAUGUUUUUGCCACGUGUUUGGUGGCUUGUUUUCUCCCGGAGAAGUUGUAUACAACAGAACAGAUAAGGCUGGAUGUAAUUUUUAUGCACUUUGCAGCAAAGAAUGUGAAAUUGCUCCAUUUCAGGGGCCAUGUCCUGCAACAACUGCUUUAACUUCGGUGUCCUCAGAGACUACAACAGAAGCCCCCUCAUCCACAGCAACAUCCUUCACAAAUUUACCAGAAAGAAACUGUACUGAUGUCAAUCCUUCGCGAAAGCCUGGAGAGAGAUGGACAACGCAGUGCGAGGAGUGUGUCUGUGAUCCACACACUGCUACGGCAGAAUGUCGGCUGCUCCCAUGCGAAAUAGAGGAAGUAGUUUGUGACGCAGGAUUUAUUGCCUUACCUGUAGUACCAGUAACAGACCCGUGCUGUCCUCAACUUGAAUGCCGGCAACGUUCAAACACCUGUGAGAUUAAUGGUAAAAUAUAUGAGAGUGGAACAUUUGUAAUAGAUUCAUGUAAGAAUUGUACCUGCUCUUCUGAGAAAGGGAAAAACAUUGUGAAGUGCGAAGCACUUAAAUGUGAAACAUCUUGUCCACUGGGUCACCAAUAUAAGAUUGAGGAUGGAGAGUGCUGUGGGAAGUGUGAAGUAUCAUCUUGCAUAAUUCAUCUAAAUAACGAGACUGUUCUGCUCGAAGUUGGUAAGAUUCUGCCACUUGAUCUGUGCAGCCACUACAAAUGUGAAAUAAUUGAAGAUCAAUACGUUGCAGUUCAAACGAAACGAGUAUGUCCCGACUACGGUCCACUGGAGUGCGAUCCCGAUGAAGCAGAGACUACUCCUGAUGGCUGCUGCAAGAUAUGUAAACCUACUAACUGCAAAGCUUACAGCACAAAAACUGUAAUCCAAUACGAAGACUGUAAAUCUCCUGAAGCUGUUGAGUUGGGAUAUUGCGAAGGGACUUGUCCUGGCUCCUCCACGUAUUCUCUUAAAGCAAACCAGAUGCAACAUAACUGUAGUUGCUGCCAAGAGCUCAGCAGCCACAGAAGAGAUGUGAUCCUGAAUUGCCAAAAUGGAACAAGCAUAAACUAUAGCUACGUCUAUGUGGAUCAAUGCCAGUGUAUGAACGGAUGCAACUCACAAAGCCUUGAAGCAGACGAUUACCAGUCAAAAAUCAGCCAAAAACAGACAUGAUCAUUGCAAAAACAACAAAAAUAGGCCCUAGGAAAGCUGGAACCAUAUCUUCCUCAAGAUAACUUGUGCUCCUUCUUUAACUGAUAUUUGUUUGUCAUCGCCUUUUCUUUUUUCUUGCUUAUAAAAGCCAAAGAACCCUUAAGUAUAAUAUUUUAUUUAAGUGAUACAGUUUUCAAGGUAAAAAAGCAGCAACCAUGUGAAAUAACUUUCUGUACAUUAUGCAAAUAUGUCAAUAUGUACCAGCACAAUCACAAAAACAGCGUUUUGGGAAAAGUUGUAAUGGCUCCAAAAACAAAACUAGGAAACAUUGUAGCUACAUUGCACUCAACUCUUAUGACUAGAGAAAGUUUUAUUGCAUAGCAUUUGUAUGGAUAUAAUGCUCUUAAAAGACAUCACUCGGUGACAGGGAAGAGACUGUUUCCCUGUUCAUCUUGUCUCUUAUGUGAUCAAUAAAACUUUCAGCAUUUUCCAGUU